Dovyalis caffra is the source of this 372-nucleotide messenger RNA. Lineage: Eukaryota; Viridiplantae; Streptophyta; Magnoliopsida; Malpighiales; Salicaceae. The record is from the annotation of a GenBank genome assembly.
AUGGCCAAGAGGGGCUCGUCUUUAACCAGGAAAAGGAGUAAAAGAGCCUUUACGAGUACUCGUGAAAAAGUUCCUGACAAAGCAAAGUUGGGGCACAGUAGUUCUUGUAUAAUUAUCUCCCAUGACACUGAUAUUGAUACUCGUUUGCAGAAAUUGAUGCCACGGAAGGUAGUGAAGUGUCUAGCAAAUGAAUACAAAAACCAGGGAACGCAUGCAGGCGAUUUGAGACGGUGGGUCUUUGAAAGCUUGAGGAGAUCAUGUUUAUGUUGGGUUGGAGGUCGUUGUGGGUUUCGUAGAGGGGUUGGUUUGGAUGGUGUUUUUGCAUGGAUGUUUGGACGAGUAAGAUCUAUUUUUCCUAGGGACUUGCCAUAA